AUGAAGAACGUGGUCCUCCACAUCAAGAAGAAGUGGGUAGGCACCCUCGAUGGUACCGAGAUUAUGGGAGAUGGAGGCGAUGACGAAGACAUCCGCCUCGCCGCCGAGGCUGCCCUUGCCACAAGUCACGAUGCAGACCGACCAGAACGACCGAUCGACCGUGCCGCCGAGGCACAGAUACAACACGCCUCUCAGCUAGCAGACCAGUUCGUCAGGGAAGAAGACCCGGAUCGUGAAGGCAACGAGGCAGCGCCGCCGCCGCCCCAACGGUCCUUCAAGCACACGGCUGAUGGUAUUCGUGAUGCCUGGGUAUCAGUCAUGAGGGCACGCACGCCCGAGGAGUGUAACGAGCAGUGGGAUCUUCUCUGUACAGAGUUUUCUGACCAGCACGCUAUAGCCCUCGUCAACUACUUCCGUACGACCUACUACCCGUGGCGUGCCCAGUUUUGCCGAUACGCUAUUCAACGGCACCGAAACUACGACAUUACAGUGACUUCUCGUGUAGAGAGCACUCAUCACGAGUUAAAGUCACAGUUACGCAACCGCUUUAUCGACCUCUAUCAGCUGCAAGAGCACAUCAAAGAGCUAGUUACGGAACGGCAGACCAACCAUCGCGAGUCGAUUCAGACCGAGUUUACAAGGGCGAAGGUCGAAUGGGGGAAGCAUACGAUGAUGAGGUCGUUGCACCGUAAAAUAGGCUGGAAGCCGAUGAAUCAGAUCCUCAAGCAAGUCAAGUUGGCACGAGACGAACUGGCUGAUAAUAGCGGCCAGAGGCCAUCGCCUGAACAACGGCAGUACAUCGAAGCAGACCACGAGCCCGAUCCUAACGUUGUCCCGCCGCGCCGGCGCGCAAACAACAGACCCGAGGAGCUCCCUCCGUUAGAGGCAUCUACGGGCAGGAUCCUUAGUAACUGGGAGCAAGAGGAGCACAAGGCUACAGCACAGCUCGGAUCACAGCCAAUAGGGACGCAAAAGAGGAAGAGAAAGGGCGCGGGCACUAUCGCGACCAGACUUGCAAAUAGAUAA
Messenger RNA from Hirsutella rhossiliensis, 1026 nucleotides. RefSeq lists its product as uncharacterized. NCBI's taxonomy places the organism in Eukaryota, Fungi, Ascomycota, Sordariomycetes, Hypocreales, Ophiocordycipitaceae. Bases 1 to 1026 code for a protein of 341 amino acids. The record is from RefSeq and is a predicted model, not a curated record. The transcript is spliced from 3 exons.